Trematomus bernacchii (emerald rockcod) is the source of this 6167-nucleotide messenger RNA. Its product is annotated as sodium channel protein type 4 subunit alpha-like. Bases 101 to 6073 code for a protein of 1990 amino acids. The record is from RefSeq and is a predicted model, not a curated record. Gene Ontology annotation, cellular component: axon; plasma membrane; voltage-gated sodium channel complex. The transcript has 32 exons. Gene Ontology annotation, molecular function: voltage-gated sodium channel activity; protein binding. Lineage: Eukaryota; Metazoa; Chordata; Actinopteri; Perciformes; Nototheniidae. Gene Ontology annotation, biological process: neuronal action potential; sodium ion transmembrane transport; membrane depolarization during action potential.
UGUCCUCCAGCAGGAGGCAGAACAACCUCACACACCUGAUGUUUGUCUCCUCUCUCCGCUGGUACACUGGGCCAGUCAGCAGCAGGAUCAGGAUGAGAAGAUGGCUGGCUGUGUGUUUCCAAUGGGACCAGAGAGCUUUCAGCGCUUCACGCCGGACUCCCUGGCGGCCAUCGAGCAGCGCAUCGCCCAGGAGCGGGCACGACGCAACAAACACUACCAGGAGGACCUGGGUGACGUGGUGCUCCCCCGGCGCCGGCCCGACCUGGAGGCAGGGAAACAGCUGCCUCGAAUCUUUGCCGACAUCCCGUCUCAUCUGGUUGGCGUUCCCCUGGAGGACAUCGACCAGUACUACUUCAAAGGCAAGAGGACCUUCAUAGUCCUGAACAAAGGGAAGGCCAUCUUCCGCUUCAAUGCCACGUCCGCUCUCUACAUCUUCAGUCCCUUCAACCCCAUCCGCAGAAUCUCCAUCAAGAUCCUGGUGCAUUCAUUAUUCAGUCUGUUCAUCAUGUGCACCAUCCUGACCAACUGCUGCUUCAUGGCCAUGUCAGAACCGGCGUACUGGGCCAAAUACCUGGAGUACACCUUCACAGGUAUCUACACCUUCGAGUCGUUGAUAAAGAUCCUGGCGAGGGGGUUCUGCGUGGGGCCCUUCACCUUCCUGAGGGACCCCUGGAACUGGCUCGAUUUCAGCGUCAUUGUCAUGGCAUAUGUCACUGAGUUUGUGGACCUGGGUAAUGUGUCAGCCUUACGGACGUUCAGGGUGCUGCGAGCGCUCAAAACCAUCUCUGUCAUCCCAGGCCUGAAGACGAUCGUGGGCGCUCUGAUCCAGUCGGUGAAGAAGCUGGCGGACGUGAUGAUCCUCACCGUGUUCUGCCUGAGCGUCUUCGCCCUCAUCGGCCUGCAGCUGUUCAUGGGGAACCUGCGGCAGAAAUGUGUCCGCAACACGGAACACUGCCUCAACGACAGCAUGUCCGCCAACGCCUCCUUCCUCUGCAACAACAAGACCUGGGCGUCGCUGCACGACUUCAUCAGCGAUGAGGGCAACUUCUACAAAGUGGAGGGAGCCAAGGAUGCCUUAAUCUGUGGGAACAGCAGCGACGCAGGGAAGUGCCCGGAUGGUUUUGACUGUCUGAAGGCAGGCAGGAAUCCAAACUACGGCUACACCAGCUUCGACAGCUUCGGCUGGGCCUUCCUGUCUCUGUUCCGCCUCAUGACGCAGGACUACUGGGAGAACCUCUACCACCAGACACUGCGUUCUGCAGGUAAGACCUACAUGGUGUUCUUUGUGGUGGUGAUCUUCCUGGGCUCCUUCUACCUGGUGAACCUGAUCCUGGCCGUAGUGGCGAUGGCGUACGAAGAGCAGAACCAGGCCACCAUCGCUGAGGCCUGCCAGAAGGAGCGCGAGUUUCAGGUUGCCAUGGAGAGGCUGAAGAAGGAGCAGCAGAAGCUUCUGGACUCGGACUCGAUGAUGUCACCGGAUCUGUCCCCGUUCGUCCUCCCAUUGGACGGAUCGGAGGAGAGGAGGCGGAGCCAGGCGCUGGUGGGCGUGGGCGACGUGGAGGCCAACCUAUCAGAGGAGAAGCUGCUGCAGGUGGACUUGAUGGAGGGGGGGAAGCCCCUCCACCCCCUCCUGGGCCGCUCCUUCUCCUCCAGGACGCGGAGGAGCAGUCAGGUGUCCUCCAUCUUCAACUUCCGCCUGCGGAGUCGGGGGUCGGAAGGGGAGAUGGCUGACGAUGAGUACAGCGUGCCGGGGGACGUGACGGAGGGCGUGGGGGGGCGCACCUACAGCGGGGGCACCUUCAGUGGCAUCCUGCCCCACCCCUGGCCCAAACGCAGGCCGAGCACCUACAGCAACGCCAGCAGGAACUCCCAGGUAUUUUAUCCAACUUUAAACGUCAACGGGAAGCUGUUUGUGGCCAUGGACCAGAACGGGGUUUCCCCCCCACCUCUGCAAGGGCAGCUGCCCGCCUGCACCAUGGAGAAGGUCAAGGAGGAGAGUGUCCCCACCUCCACCACGGAGCUCAGCACCAUGCUGUUACCUCGCCCUUCAUCCUUGCAGGGCUCUGUGCAGAGAGGGAGGGCUCUCAGUGCGGCCAGCUACCUCACCGACGCCAUGGAGGAGCUGGAGGAGGCCCAUAAGAAGUGCCACCCGUGCUGGUACGUGUUCGCCCACAAGUACCUGGUGUGGGAGUGCUCCCCCUCCUGGCUGAGGCUGAAGCAGCUGGUGAACAUCAUGGUGAUGGACCCCUUCCUAGACCUGGCCAUCACCGUGUGCAUCGUCCUCAACACGCUCUUCAUGGCCAUGGAGCACUACCCCAUGACCGACGAGUUCAACGGCAUGCUGAGCAUCGGCAACCUGGUGUUCUCGGGGAUCUUCACAGCAGAGAUGUUGCUGAAGAUCAUCGCUCUGGAUCCAUAUUAUUACUUCCAGACGGGCUGGAACAUCUUCGACAGCAUCAUCGUCUGCCUCAGCCUGAUGGAGCUCGGCCUGUCGGACGUGGAGGGGCUCAGCGUGCUCCGCUCCUUUAGACUGCUUCGUGUUUUUAAGCUGGCCCGCUCAUGGCCGACACUCAACACCCUGAUAAAAAUCAUCGGUAACUCCAUGGGCGCUCUGGGAAACCUGACGCUCGUCCUCGCCAUCAUCGUCUUCAUCUUCGCCGUGGUCGGCAUGCAGCUGUUCGGCAAAAACUACCAGGACUGUGUGUGUAAGAUCUCGAAAGACUGCACCCUCCCUCGCUGGCACAUGAAGGACUUCUUCCACUCCUUCCUCAUCGUCUUCAGGGUGCUGUGCGGCGAGUGGAUAGAGACCAUGUGGGACUGCAUGGAGGUUGCCGGGCAGCCACUCUGCUUACUCGUCUUCAUGCUGGUCAUGGUCAUUGGAAACCUGGUGCUGCUGAACCUCUUCCUGGCUCUGCUCCUCAGCAGCUUCAGCUCUGAUAACCUUUCGGCUCCGGACGAUGACGGAGAAAUGAACAAUCUGCACAUUGCCAUCCAUCGGAUCACAAGAGGACUGGCCUGGUGCCGCAGACAGGUUAUAGAUUUUUUCAACGGGAACCUGAAGCGUCGACGUCAGAAGAGGAAAGAAGUCAAAGCCAUGAUGAAGCUCAAACGCCUGAGCACCAUCCACACCGAAGCCAAUGGAGCCGUCAUAGGCCGUCAUGUGGAGAAGUACGUUGUUCCGGAGGAAGACAGCUACAUGACAAACCCCAACCUCACCAUCAGCGUCCCCAUAGCCCCCGGGGAGUCAGACGUGGAGUUCCCCGAAGAGGAGGAGGAGGAUGAGGGGGAGGAAGGGGAUGAGGACCAGAGCGAGGGCUCCGAGGAGGAGGAAGAGGAGGAGGAGGAAAGGGAAGAGGAGAAAGAUGUAAUCAGCCAGUCCGAGGGCAGCACAGUGGACCUGAGGAAGCCCGGCGACGAAGAGGACGAAUACUCUGAGAUGGCUGAGGAAGCCAUGGAGCCCGAGAACUGCUUCCCCGACUUCUGUACGUCCAGGUUCAGGUGCUGUGACGUGGAUACGAGUGGGGGCUCGGGGCAAAACUGGUGGAGGCUGAGGAAGACGUGUUUUCAGAUCGUAGAGCACAGCUGGUUCGAAUCCUUCAUCAUCUUCAUGAUCCUGCUGAGCUCCGGAGCCCUGGCCUUUGAGGACAUCUACAUCGAGCAGAGGAAGGUGGUGAAGGUGGUGCUGGAGUACGCUGAUAAGAUCUUCACCUACAUCUUCAUUCUGGAGAUGCUCCUCAAGUGGCUCGCUUACGGCUUCAAGAAAUACUUCACCAACUACUGGUGCUGGCUGGACUUCCUCAUCGUAGACGUGUCGUUGGUCAGUAUGGUGGCCAACACUUUGGGUUACUCAGAUUUCGCCGCCAUCAAGUCCCUGCGGACGCUGCGCGCGCUGCGGCCCCUCAGAGCCCUCUCCAGAUUUGAAGGCAUGAGGGUGGUGGUGAACGCUCUGAUCGGGGCGAUCCCCUCCAUCAUGAACGUGCUGCUCGUCUGCCUCAUCUUCUGGCUCAUCUUCAGCAUCAUGGGCGUCAACCUGUUCGCCGGCAAGUUCGGACGCUGCGUCAACCGCACGGGUCACAUCUACGAGUCGGCCUUCGUCAACAACAAGUCCGAGUGCGAGGCGCUCAACGACACCUCGCUCUACUACUGGACCAAGGUCAAGGUCAACUUCGACAACGUGGGGGCGGGGUACCUGGCGCUGCUGCAAGUGGCAACCUUCAAAGGCUGGAUGGACAUCAUGUAUGCAGCGGUGGAUUCACGAGCUGUGGAGGAGCAGCCCAUCAAAGAGAUCAAUCUGUACAUGUACCUUUACUUCGUCAUCUUCAUCAUCUUCGGCUCCUUCUUCACCCUCAACCUCUUCAUUGGAGUCAUCAUUGACAACUUCAACCAGCAGAAACGAAAGAUGAGAGGACAGGACAUCUUCAUGACGGAGGAGCAGAAGAAAUAUUAUAACGCCAUGAAGAAACUCGGCUCCAAAAAACCUCAGAAACCCAUCCCCAGACCUACGAACUCUGUGCAGGGCUUCUUCUUCGACCUGGCGGGGAAGCAGGCCUUCGACAUCAUCAUCAUGGUGCUGAUCCUCUUCAACAUGAUCACCAUGAUGGUGGAGACGGACGAGCAGUCCCCGCAAAUGGAGUACAUCCUGAACAACAUCAACCUGGCCUUCAUCAUCGUCUUCACCUUCGAGUGCUUCGUCAAGAUUGUGGCGCUGCGCUGCUACUUCUUCACCGUUGGCUGGAACAUCUUCGACUUCGUGGUCGUCAUCCUCUCCAUCGUCGGUAUCGUUCUUGCGGACAUCAUUGAGAAGUACUUUGUGUCACCAACGCUGUUCCGAGUGAUCCGGUUGGCCCGUAUCGGACGUGUUCUGCGGCUCAUCCGAGGCGCUAAGGGCAUCCGGACGUUAUUGUUCGCCCUCAUGAUGUCCCUCCCCGCGCUCUUCAACAUCGGGCUCCUCCUCUUCCUUGUUAUGUUCAUCUACGCCAUAUUUGGCAUGGCGAACUUUGCUUACGUGAAGCGCCAGUCAGGCAUCGAUGACAUGUUCAACUUCGAGACAUUUGGGAACAGCAUGAUCUGUUUGUUCCAGAUCACCACCUCCGCGGGGUGGGACAGCCUCCUGAGCCCCAUCCUCAACAACUCGCCCGAGGAGUGCAACGCCAGCAUCCCCCACACGGGGACCACCGUGAAGGGUAACUGCGGCAACCCAUCGGUGGGCAUCACCUUUUUUGUCACCUACAUCAUCAUCUCCUUCCUCAUCGUGGUGAACAUGUACAUCGCCAUCAUCCUGGAGAACUUCAGCGUGGCCACGGAGGAGAGCACGGAGCCGCUGAGCGAGGACGACUUUGAGAUGUUCUACGAAGUUUGGGAGAAGUUCGACACCGAGGCCACGCAGUUCAUCGAAUACGCCAAGUUGUCCGAUUUUGCAGACACGCUGUCAGAGCCUCUGCGCAUCAGCAAGCCUAAUAAGAUCAAACUAAUCUCUAUGGACCUUCCCAUGGUCAGCGGGGAUAAGAUCCACUGCCUGGACAUCCUCUUUGCAUUCACAAAGCGCGUCCUGGGCGAGUCAGGAGAGAUGGACGCCCUAAAGCAACAGAUGGAAGAGAAGUUCAUGAUGGCAAACCCAUCCAAGAUCUCCUACGAGCCGAUAACAACGACUUUGAGGCGAAAACAGGAAGACGUGUCGGCCGCCGUGAUCCAAAGGUGCUAUCGGAGGCACCUGAUUCGGCGGCAGCUGAAGGCCGCCUCUUACUUGUACCGCCAGAUCACGACACCUCGGCACGCGGGGGGUGAAGCAGAAGAAGGAAGCGAGGGGGUGUUGAUGGACGACGCACCUGAGAAAGAAGGGUUGAUUGCCGCCAUGAUGAGGGAAAACUAUGGCUCGAGUUUAUUAGCAAUGGAGUGCUCUGAGACUAUUUCCGCAACCUCCUCCCCGCCAUCCUACGACAGUGUGACGCGAGCCACAUCGGAGAUAUUUCACCCGCUCGCCGCCAAGACAGAAACUAUUGCCAUUGACAUCCAGGGCAGCGAACCAAGCGAACAAUUACCGUCGUUGGACAGACAGCAGGACACCGUACCAUAGCGCGAAGCAAAAAGCAAAAAAAUUCUAGUUUUGGGUUUGUCCUUUGUUUACUGAAUGUACCAUAGCUGAGAAACGCUGAGGAAGGCGGCAAAAA